CGACUCCGACUCAACGCUCCUAUCUGCUUCAAACACUCAGCGAAGCUGCAUCUAAACGAAGACCACAGUGACCCAACAGAGGAAUUUAUAACAUCUGACAUCGACAAAAAUAAAACAAAAUGGCCUCUGCCGAUGAUGCUCGCAAGAACCGCAUCGUGUCGCAUAUGAACAAGGAUCACACCCGAGAAAUCUCCUAUUAUCUCCGUCAUUAUGCCCAUCUCUCUGCCUCAGCUGCAUCCUCACCCGUGCUCAAGGAUACUGGUCUCAACGGUAUGACUAUCAAGUCAAAUGAUGGAAGAGAGCACUUUGUCCCUUUCUCGCCUCCUCUCUCCAGCUGGGCCGAGGUCAAGGACCGCAUCAUCGAAAUGGCCAACACAGCCCGUGAAGGACUGGGUCUUAGCGACGUCAUUAUCACAGCCUACACACCCCCAGAGGGUUUCGGCAUUUUUGUCACAGGAUCAGUUCUUUUCUACUUCUUCUGCGCUGGGACACUGCCGUGGGUACAGCCUGGCACUCGCAUCUGGGAGCUGUUGAACGAAGGGUUCCCUGGAGGCGCGACCUUCUUCCACUGGCUUGUCAACGCCAUCUUUUGGCCCGUCAUCGGUAUCCAUCUUGUUGAAUGCUUCUUCUUUGACAGGAAGCUUCAGAGGCACGGCGUUGAGAGAUUCUCUGGACAGUGGUGGCUUUGGCUCUGCAACUGCUUCUUUGAGGGGUUCCCUGCCUUCAAGCGUGUGGAUGGCAUUGUGGCACGGAAGCAAGAUAAGAGUGGCAAGUCUCAGUGAUAUGGAUACGGCGAGUUUAGAAAGAGUACACCUCUAUAAAGUGUCGAAACGCGGGCGGUGGCAUUGUAUGGAUGAAUGUUAGUUGGAAACUCUGAUGCUCCUUUGACUUGGUGUGAAUCUGGCAAGCACAAGAGUGGUUACUAUCAUGAUGUGAUGCAUAAACUAUGGAUGAAGGGAUUUCAAGUGGUACGAAAGCAGGACGUAUCGUUGCCAUGAUCGAUUACACACAGCUAGAAAUAGAGAAGAUGACGAGAGAUGUUAAGGGUAAUCGAUAGACCGCCUCAAGGCUUUCAAAGACAUACUAGCACAAUAAUCCUAUUCUCGGGUUUCUUCCU
Fusarium oxysporum Fo47 is the source of this 1117-nucleotide messenger RNA. RefSeq names its product DUF2470 domain-containing protein. The transcript has a single exon. The record is from RefSeq and is a predicted model, not a curated record. Bases 120 to 782 code for a protein of 220 amino acids. Lineage: Eukaryota; Fungi; Ascomycota; Sordariomycetes; Hypocreales; Nectriaceae.